CCUCUAGCCCGCUCUCGAGCCUUAUCCUUGACAGCCGCACCCGGGCUUUCCAGCCGCCAGCAGCCACCGCGGGCCGGAGCGAGGAUGGAGAGGCUGGUGUUCAGGAGGCCCUUCUGUCAUCUGUCUACCUACAGCCUGAUUUGGGGCAUGGCAGCAGUGGUGCUGUGCGCAGCACAAGGUAAAGACGAUCACUUCCCCUGCUCGGAGUCCAGCAAACACAGCUUCUGGGUGGAAGUGGUGACUGAGGAUCAAAGAGAGAGGCUGAACACACCUGCUUCCUUAAGGUGCUCUCUACAAACUUCCCAGGAUGUCUUAGUUGUGACAUGGCAGAAAAAGAAGGCUACAAGCCCAGAAAACCUGGCCACCUUCAGUGAGCUCCAUGGCGUUGUAGUCCAGCCAGCCUAUAAGAACAAGAUGAACAUCACUGAGCUGGGACUCCAAAACUCAACAAUCACCUUCUGGAAUACCACCCUGGAGGAUGAAGGGUGUUACAUGUGUCUCUUCAAUAUCUUUGGUUCUGGGAAGAUCUCAGGAACAGCCUGCCUCACCCUCUAUGUGCAGCCCACGGUAUUCCUUCACUACAAAUACUCUGAAGACCACCUAAAUAUCACUUGCUCUGCCACUGCCCGCCCAGCCCCCAUGAUCUCCUGGAAGGUCCGUGGAUCAGGGAUUGAAAACAGUACUGAGAUUCUCUCCAAUCCAAAUGGGACCACUUCUGUUACCAGCAUCCUUCAGGUCAAAGACCCCAAGAAACAGGUGGGAAAGGAGGUGAUCUGCCAGGUGUUGCACCUGGGGACUGUGACCUACUUCAGACAAAGUGUGAGCAAAGGCUACUGGUUUUCAAUUCCGCUAUUGCUAAGCAUUGUUUCCCUGGUAAUUCUUCUGGUCUUAAUCUCAAUCUUAUUAUACUGGAAACGUCACCGGAAUCAGGACCGAGCCUAGAUGAGUCACAGAGAACCCUGAAAGUUAUUUCCUGGUCUACUUGAAUCUGACGCAAAAGAAAACAAGAAGAAAAAGGGCCAUUCACUAAAGGACCUGAAAGAGCAAGAGAGGUGGGAGCGAAAGGCUUAAGGAUCCCACGACUUUCCACUGCCAUCUAAGCUACUCUGUGUUUGAGCUCCAGGAGGAAGUCAUCUUACCUCACAGGUCUGUUGUAGGACUUGGUUUUGUAAAGCAAUGCAGUGUUGUGCUGUUGAAAAGGCACUGGACUUAGAUUCGGGAGCACUAAGCUGACAGGCUGACUUGGGCUCCUACUGGUGGGGACCCUGGGUUAGUCACUUUACCUCAAUGAGCUUCCACGUCCUCAUCUGAAGUAUAAAGGAGUUGGACCAGAUAAUUUGCCCUUCUGCUGUAAAAACUGAUGCAAUUCCAGGAAAAAAAAAAAAAAAGGAAUAAACAAAGGGGGAAGAAGUGAAAAAAAGAGAGACUACGGAAAGGUCCAAAGAACUUUUCAGAGACUACCUUUUGCCUUUCUGUCAGUGUUACAUCUCUUCUUCCCUUGUUCUUAGGUCCAUGAGUCUGUUUUCCCAUCAUCUGGUAUCCAGUCCACUAUCUGCUUACUGUUUUGCUAAUAGCUGGCCUUGUUAGAAUUCUUGGUUUCACUGCUAAUUCUUUAUGUGCUUCUAUGAGGUUUACCACAACAAAAAUAGAACUGAAUUUAUCGUGAAAUAACAUUGGCAACCUUAACUUAUCCAUUUAACAUCUAUUUUUAUAGCAGGAUAAAUAUUGUUAGUCUUAGGCAAUAGAUGCCCUUUUUUUUUUUUUUUUUAAAUAAAAGCAUGUUUUCCCUGUCCCUUUGUCUUAUAAUAUGACCCAACCCUAUUUUAGGUCAUUCUGAAUUCAGCCUAGUAUAAUGAAAAUAUAUUAUGAAAACAUUCAUUUAGGAGAUUUCCUGUAUAGCAGUCAGCCAAUUUAUAUGCUUUGUCUCUGUUGGUUUCUUUUUCCAUGAGCUAACUUUUCACAAUAGCAGAGGACGUAAACAUGAGCAUAUAGUUCCUUUGUUUUAAGGAUAUUGUCCAACUAGUGGAACAAUGUUGCAUCUUAAAUAACCAUGAGACCAAAUUAGUUGCUUCUCCAGUAUCUUUUGCUUCGUCAGUCUCUAUUCAGUGACCUAGGAAUUCAAAUGUAAGUUGUUUUCAUUGUUGAAAUGGAUAUUUAUAUAUUUAGUAAGAUUUCGUGUGUUAUUUAAUUCUGUAUUAUUUCUUAUAUUUGUAGCAAAAUACUGAACAAUUAAAA
This is a messenger RNA of Microcebus murinus (gray mouse lemur), 2235 nucleotides long. The record is from RefSeq and is a predicted model, not a curated record. NCBI's taxonomy places the organism in Eukaryota, Metazoa, Chordata, Mammalia, Primates, Cheirogaleidae.